Neltuma alba is the source of this 1061-nucleotide messenger RNA. RefSeq lists its product as uncharacterized. NCBI's taxonomy places the organism in Eukaryota, Viridiplantae, Streptophyta, Magnoliopsida, Fabales, Fabaceae. Bases 196 to 816 code for a protein of 206 amino acids. The transcript has 2 exons. The record is from RefSeq and is a predicted model, not a curated record.
AGCUCGCCAUCGUAUUGCACGCCUCCUCUGUCUUCCGUCUCUGUCUCGUCUCUCCUCACGCCAGCAGCACCACUUCUGUCUUCCGUCUCGUCUGGCUUCGACUCACUUCCCUUUUAAUCGCAUUCGCAUCGCAGAUUCCCAUCUAUUUCCGUACGGGCGCUUCGUAUCUCUUCAGUUGCUGCCGUCGUUUUCCUUAUGGAUUCAGAAGAGGAAUUUUUGAUGCAAUGGUUGCAAAUGCGACAGAGCCUUGUCUACCUUGUUUGUCUUGUUGUCCAGUAUACUUUGGUUCUUAUGUGUAAUAAUGAUAAUGAGAUGUUGGCUCUUUAUGGAAAUGAUAGAGCUAGUGAGGAUGAUGGAGAUAUUCCUUCAAAUAUAAAGAAACGACGUCGAUCAAAUUCUCAAGAAUUUGUUGACACUGUGAAUGAGGAUGAUCAACUUACCUCUCAAAAUGAGGUAUCUUUGGAAAACUUCUCAAUCGAUAUGGAGAAUUCCUCAGUUGGUGGCCAUUCUCUUGGAGCAAAUAGUGAGAGAUUCAAGAGGACCAAAAAGCAUUCACAAAUAUCUCUACUUGCAGAGAAGAUGGACGCUAUUGCAACUGCUCUUAACGAAGGGAAUAGACUAUUUAAAGAGAGAUAUACCCCACAAAUAUCAGGGGAAGAAACUUUGAAACUGAUUCGAGAUUGUGGAUGCAAUGAAGAGAAGAUUCCUAGCAUUUAUAGCUUUCUUAUGAAUGAUGCAGCCAAACUCAGGACAGUUAUUCAAUGUCCACCUUUGCGGCGCAAGCAAGUGAUUAUGGAUAUGGUUUUCGGUUCUUAGAUUAAUAUGUUUUUGGUUGGGAGGCAACCUAGAUUUUGUAGGCACUUUGUAAGCACUUUUACAUUGGCACAGGGUCUCUUUUGAUGACACUUUGUUCUGCCAUGUGAUGGCUCUUGAUGACAUUUUAUGCCAUGCUUGAUGAUAUGGUGUUCAGUACAUUCUUAGAUUAGUGUGAUUAUAAUAUAAUCACCUUCUUGUUUAAUGCUUGCUUGGUGAUAUAUAUCCAAUACCACAUGUUUGCCUUA